This is a messenger RNA of Cryptotermes secundus, 2810 nucleotides long. Its product is annotated as endothelial zinc finger protein induced by tumor necrosis factor alpha-like. The transcript has a single exon. Lineage: Eukaryota; Metazoa; Arthropoda; Insecta; Blattodea; Kalotermitidae. The coding region runs from base 374 to 2290 and encodes 638 amino acids. The record is from RefSeq and is a predicted model, not a curated record.
AUUCAUGCCAGAUAUUCUGAUGAUUAGUGUUCAUCUUUCCCCAACAACACUAUAUGGGUGUAGUCAGGGCUCACCGAGUAGCAUGGUGUGUGGCAUCAGCUUAUGUUAUUUUUAUUUUCUAUUGGGGGGGGAGUGGUUCAGUUCGCUUAAGUUAAAUUCACAUCUGAUGCAGCACCACUAUAUCAUAGUUUUCCUAACUUUCCUGUUUCCUCAUUGAAAGGUACACUUUGUAUGUAUAAAGUUGAUUUAAUGUAUAUAAAUGAUUGAUAUAAUUUAAUUUAAUUUUGUAACCUUGAGGACUGCUUUGUUUUCCAGAUAUGAUGAGUCAACCAAGGAUCACGAUGAAGAAUUUCUUCUGUAUGUGAUAGAUAUCAUGUCCUCACCACUUACAUACGAUGAAGAUAAAGAUAUAUUUGACAGUGAAGUAAAUGGUGAUGAUAUGUCUAUGUGUGAGCUGUUUAACAUUGAAACGUAUGAUAAAUAUGGCCUAUAUGACACAGAUGCAGAAAAUGAGCUGCGAACUGUUACCGAUAUAAGUGAUAGUAAUAGUAAUGAACUAUUUGUUGGGGUGGACAGUUCAUCAGUUUGUCGUCAUGAUAAUAUUAAUGAGUAUUCUGAUUUCCUCCAAGAGGAUUUGUUGAUGUCAAGUAAAGAUGAGAACCUGCACGUAGUGAGCAGCAGUAAGCAACAUGAAAAUGUCAGUUCAAAUACUGAUGUCCUUGAGGAGUGUGAUGUGUUAUUUAAUUCCAGUCUACUUGGUUUUGAAUCUUCUGAAAUGAACAGUGAUAAUUGGCACCGGCAUAGUACUGUUGCACAAACCCAAGAAUAUAGCAAAGAAAACAUACCUGACUUAUCAAAUAUACCUGAAAAUGCAUUGAAAGAAACUACUGAUGGUUUCAUAAAUGUCUAUUCAUGUUCUGCUUGUGAUGAAGGUUUUCUGUCUUUUGCAGAAUUGACUGCUCACAUGAAGUAUCAUAUUCCAGGUGCAGAGAAACCAAAACAUGCCUGUACUGUAUGUGCCAGAAAGUUCUUUACAGCAGGUGCUUUAGAACACCAUGUACGAAUGCAUUCUUGUCAACCAGAAAAAUGUGAAAUUUGUCAGAAAAUUUACAAGAAUAAGUAUAUGCUAGCACUUCAUAAACUGACACAUAGUACAACCAAGAUUCAUCCAUGCCAAUACUGUAACAGGAAGUUUGUGUUUGCAUCCUCAUUAGAGCAGCAUUUAAUAGCUGAUCACAUCAGUGAACUUCAAUUUUUGUGCAAGGAUUGUAACAAGGUAUUUCAUUCAGAACUGGAAUUAAUAACUCACCGAAAGAGUCAUUCAAAACUUUCAUUUAAACAAAAAGUUAAAUGUUUAGAGUAUUUAUGCUACAUAUGUGGUGAUGUUUUUGACAAUUUUCGUAAAUUAAAAUCUCAUGAGCAACAGUUCCAUGAAAGCAGUGAAAAGCAACAAAAAUCUGAUUUCAAGAACCCGUCUAAAUACAUAUGUGAAGUAUGUGGGAAGAUAUUUAAAUAUCUUGCAUUACUAAACAAUCAUGCUGUAGUGCAUCAGGAAACAAAGGAACAAUUCAUGUGUGAAAUAUGUGGAGUGGUGUGGAAAAACAGAUGGUUAUUGCAGAAACAUCAGAUUUCUCAUAGCAGCCAUCAAGAACAUGUUUGCCGAACCUGUCAUACAGCUUACAAAACUUCUAGUGCUCUGGCAACCCAUGAGAGAAACUGUCAUGGUACUGUAUAUACAGAAUUGGGAUUGGAAAAUACUUCUUUGACUUUCUUGUGUGAAUUUUGUAGCAAAGAGUUCUCUACUAGAGAGAGACUGGAAAUUCAUGUAAGGAAUCACACAGGUGAGCAUCCAUUUCAGUGUAAAAAAUGUGACAAAAGUUACAUCUCUCAGCAUUCACUUCAUUUACAUCAGCUUAUUAGCCACAGAGUAUAUAAGAAACAGAUAAAAUGUGCAUUUAUAUGUCAUAUAUGUGGUAAAACCUUCACUUCUAAAAAUUCUCUAAAUAUGCAUCUAAAUAUCCACACAGGGAAACGACCAUUCAAGUGUAAGAUUUGCAGCAAAGCUUUCACUCAGAAAGGAGGUCUUGUUCAGCAUAUAUUAUAUCACACAGACAUGAGAUCAUAUGUGUGCACCCUUUGUGGUAAGGCAUUCCUGCGAAAUUCACAUCUGAAAAUACAUAUCCAAACCCAUACAGGUGAGAAGCCCCACAAGUGUGAUAUCUGUGGUCAUGCUUUUUCUCAGCUUGGAGACAUGAAGAAGCAUAGACGAAAGUUGCACAGUGUGUCUUAAUUAUGUAAACAGUUGUCUAGGUUGUGAUCUUACCUCUUCCAUGUGAAUAUAUAUUUUCAUUAUUGAGCUUCAUUAUAAAUAACCCAAGAACGUUUUCAGACCAAUUCGGAUGUACACAGUGUUAACAUGAGAAACAAGCAUCAUCUCCAUAGACCGGUUGCCAACCUGACAUGUUUUCAGAAAAGCGCAUAUUAUUCUGGCAUUAACAUUUUCAACAGUCUACCAUCUAGUCUCAAAAGUCUAAUGAAUGAAAAGGCGCAAUUUAAAUUAGCACUGAAACAAUACUUAAAUACACACUCAUUCUACUCUGUUGAUGAAUUCCUACUGUCUAAAAAUGACUCGUCCUUUUAAAAGGUUAUGUACAAGCAUAAGUUGACAGUAUUGUCUUAUAUAUGUGGAUGUAUUUUUCAUUUGUCUCAGUUGUACUGUAUUUAUGGCUUUUGUAUUUGUAUGACUUGUUCCACAUCCUACAGUCAUUCUGACUUACUUUGGAUCUACGGAAUGUAAUGUAUGUAUGUAU